Molecule: messenger RNA, 2736 nt
Organism: Liolophura sinensis
Lineage: Eukaryota; Metazoa; Mollusca; Polyplacophora; Chitonida; Chitonidae
Product: actin-related protein 2/3 complex subunit 2-like
Exons: 11
Coding region: 78-980 (300 amino acids)
Biological process (GO): actin filament polymerization; Arp2/3 complex-mediated actin nucleation
Cellular component (GO): Arp2/3 protein complex; actin cytoskeleton
Molecular function (GO): structural constituent of cytoskeleton; actin filament binding
Source: RefSeq, a predicted model, not a curated record
AGCACUUCCUCACACUCACACACACCCUCUCGAAAUCGGCACGAGUUCUGGGCUUCUAAACUUGUGUCUUCUUCAAAAUGAUUCUGUUGGAGAUCAACAACCGCAUCGUGGAAGAGGUGCUGACGCUACGGUUUAAGAACGCUUCUAACGGAGGCAAAGCUGAAAAUGUGGACAUCACAAUAGCAGAUUUUGAUGGUGUCCUGUUUCAUAUAUCGAACCCUGAUGGCGAUAAAAACAAGAUUAGAGUUAGCAUUUCUCUGAAGUUUUACAGUGAUCUACAGAAACAUGGAGCCGAUGCUCUUAUACAAAGAGAAUAUGGAGACAGUUUAACACAAGCAGAAUCAGGAUACAGCGUAUCCUUACUCUAUGACCUUACCAACAUUCCAGCCAAAUUUGAAGACAUUGUGAAAAAGGCCGGCCUUCUUAAAAGAAAUUGUUUUGCAUCUGUGUUCGAAAAAUAUUUUGACUUUCAAGCGGAGGGAAAGGAUGGGCAGCAAAGAGCUGUAAUCCACUAUAGAGACGAUGAAACAAUGUAUGUGGAAGCUAAGAAAGACCGAGUGACAGUGAUUUUUAGCACAAUAUUUAGAGAUGAUGAUGACAUCAUUAUUGGAAAAGUCUUCAUGCAGGAAUUCAAGGAAGGGCGUAGGAAAUACCAGCAGGCCCCACAGGUGCUGUUCAGCCAUAAGGACCCUCCUCUAGAGCUGCAGAGUACAGACGCACGCACGGGAGAUAACAUAGGCUAUAUUACAUUUUGUUGUUUUCCCCGUCACACGAGCCCGAGCGCGAGAGACAACACAAUCAACCUGAUCCACACUCUGAGAGAUUACCUACAUUACCACAUCAAGUGUUCAAAGGCAUAUAUACACUCUCGGAUGCGAGCAAAGACGUCAGACUUCCUCAAAGUGUUGAAUAGAGCGAGACCAGAGGUGAAAAAUGCAGAGAAGAAGACAAUAACGGGUCGAACUUUCAAGAUGAAUUAGAAUAUAUCCCAUUUUUGCAAUCUUCACGCCUUGUACAUUUUACCAAAUUUCAUCCACCAAUCAGUGAAGAGAAGACAGAGGACAUCACAACUGCCCAAUCAGAAGACACCUUACAAAGAGACAUGGACCACAAAGACCUCAGGCCUUAGAACAUGCUACAAUGUACAUGUACUUUAUGACGAAAUAUAAAUGUCUUUUUUUUUUUCUUUUUUCAAACAUCUUGACUAGCUUCACUAAGUUUGGUUGCAAAUUUUGUUUUGGGGGGAAGAUUCUUGUGAAGAUAAUGAUGAUAUGAUGACAGUAUAUAUAAAGAUGUCACUGAGAGCAAAACACCUUUCAACAUGGAAUUACCCUUUUCCAAGCCUAGGUUGCUAUGGUAAUGGAUUCUGCCAGUUUGAUAAUGGGGUAAUUUUCUGGGUUUAUUCUGGCUCUGUUAAUUUCUAUAAUAAAUGUAUAUAUACACAUGAAUAUACUUUACCUUGCCCUUAAAAUAAUACCUUUUAUUAAUUAUGAUGCAAUUAGUGUGCUUAUUAUGAAUGCUUGGCAAGUGAACGUUGCUUUGCUGUCACAGUUCUUGUAUUAUUGUUUGAAUUAUAUGUGUUACUGGAUGUGUAUACUAAAAUGAUACUAUUAUAUUUUUAUUACUUAGUGUUUAGCUACCACAGUUCAAAAAGAAAUUUGUGUAUAUUUGUUUUAAUGAUAGAAGACACAUAGUAAGUAUGAAGGAACUUGGAUCACUCAUAGACUGUUCCAUUGAGGGAAGAAAUUGAUUUGGUACUUGGCCUCCUUUAGACUUUAGGCAAAGUCUUUAGCUUUAUGAAUGUGUGAAUUAUUUGGUCUCCACAAUCACAGCUAUUAGGAAAUUCAUCAUGUGUUGAUUUUCACUAUGAAGUAUUUCGUUUGCACUCUUCAACAGUGUUAUAUAGGAUGUAAAUUUACCCAGUAAGAUACGACAGCUGUACAGGCAGGUAUUUUAGCUACUGUUCUCUUCUUUUGCACAGGAUUUUUUUACUUUUUGUGAUGUAAACCUGGUCAACUUUAGUCUCAUUGUUUUGAAAGUUAAGUUGGUAUCAAAAAACUAAAAUGAAUGAAAAAUCAGGCGAUGUAUAGUAAGGUAACUCAAGGUUUAAGAGUUUAAUUUACCAUAAUUCGCCAGCCAAUUGGCAGAAGAAAGAACAAGUUUAUUAGUUAAACUAGUUGCUCAGUUUCUCCCUAGUAUGACGUAAAAAACACCAUGUUAAGAUGCAAAAAGUUUGGAACAUUUCCGUAGUUAUGGGAUUUUGUCUCACUCACGACAUACAAAUUUUGCCAAAUUUGAAACCUGGUUAUGUAUAUUUAAUGAGAGCUAUAAAAGCAUGUGUAGGUGAUAUUUGUUUUGCUUUGCAAAAUUGCAAAGAAACCUAUGCGAAAAGGUGUUCUUGAGUUAUGCCAUGUAGCAAGGUGCAUUUUUGAGAAAGUAGGGUUGUUGCCACAUGAAUAAAGCAACAGGUGUUUUACACAAUGUAGUUAUAAAUGGUGUUGCUAAAUAGCAAGACUCUUCAAAAAAAAAAAAUUUGAACUGCAGUUCUUGGUAGAUGUUAUUUAAUUUUGAAAGCAUUCGGAAUGUUUCUUGCAUGUGAAACAGUGACCGUGUUAAUAGCCUUGUUCAUCUGUGUCUAUACAGUUGCUUAUAGGCACAGCCUAUACCAAUUCGCAUGUUUCAGGUUGAAAUGUAACUGACUCCUCUCAAAGACUAAAAGAAAAGAAAAAAGUAACA